AACAAAAAUGUGUAGCGAGUGCUGUGGGAACAUGGAAGGGGGAUUUUAACCAGUCCCUGGGAACUGUGAAGGAAGUCUUUUAGGGCAGCUCACCAGUGCGAAAGCGUUCGUGAAGGCGGAGAAGAGAAACAAGGGCUAAGAAAUCGGUGCAGAGGAUGUUUGGGCACCGCGGAGAGUUCCGCCAGGCUGGAGCCUGGGAGUGUGAAAAAACAGUUGAUGUGAAGAAGAGUAAAUCCUGUGAAGCUGAUGUCUCUAGUGACCUUCGAAAAGAAGUAGAAAAUCAUUAUAAGCUUUCUCUGCCUGAAGAUUUCUAUCACUUCUGGAAGUUCUGUGAAGAACUUGAUCCUGAAAAGCCAGCUGAUUCACUUUCCGAAAGCCUUGGACUUCAAUUAGUGGGUCCAUAUGACAUCCUUGCUGGAAAACAUAAAAUGAAAAAAAAAUCAUCGAGCCUGAAUUUUAACCUUCACUGGAGAUUUUACUAUGAUCCUCCUGAGUUCCAGACAAUAAUUAUUGGAGAUAAUAAAACUCAGUUCCACAUGGGGUAUUUCAGGGAUUCUCCUGAUGAACUUCCUGUAUAUGUUGGUACAAAUGAAGCAAAGAAAAAUUGUGUAAUUGUUCAAAAUGGAGAUAAUGUGUUUGCUGCGGUUAGAUUAUUUUUGAUGAAAAAACUUAAAGAAGUAACAGAUAAAAAGAAAACUAGUUUCUUGAAAUCCAUAGAUGAAAAGCUCACAGAAGCAGCCAGAGAACUGGGGUACUCACUGGAACAGAGAACCGUGAAGAUGAAGCAGAGAGACAAGAAAGUCGUGACAAAGACCUUUCAUGGUGCAGGCUUGGUUGUUCCAGUAGAUAAAAAUGAUGUUGGGUACAGAGAGCUCCCUGAAACAGAUGCCAACCUCAAGAGAAUUUGCAAGGCAAUUGUUGAGGCACCAAGUGAUGAGGAGAGACUAAAGGCUUUUGCUCCCAUUCAGGAAAUGAUGACCUUUGUGCAGUUUGCUAAUGACGAAUGUGACUAUGGCAUGGGGCUAGAGUUGGGAAUGGACCUCUUUUGUUAUGGUUCACAUUAUUUUCAUACAGUUGCUGGCCAGCUUUUACCUCUUGCAUACAAUCUGUUGAAGAGGACUCUCUUUGCAGAAAUUAUUGAAGAUCAUCUGGCAAACAGAAGUAAAGAGAACACAGACCAGCUUGCAGCAUGAGAGCUGGCUUUCCUUGGUGUACAAUAUUUUAAAGCAUUAAUAUUAAACUUGUGAUUUUUGUUUGUUUUUAAGGGAUACAGAAAAUAAACUGAUGGAAACAUUUACUAAAACUUUCUAUAAA
Messenger RNA from Myotis brandtii (Brandt's bat), 1314 nucleotides. Its product is annotated as chromosome unknown open reading frame, human C4orf27. Gene Ontology annotation, molecular function: histone binding; poly-ADP-D-ribose binding. The coding region runs from base 156 to 1193 and encodes 345 amino acids. Gene Ontology annotation, biological process: regulation of protein ADP-ribosylation; DNA damage response. Lineage: Eukaryota; Metazoa; Chordata; Mammalia; Chiroptera; Vespertilionidae. The record is from RefSeq and is a predicted model, not a curated record. Gene Ontology annotation, cellular component: nucleus. The transcript has 8 exons.